Molecule: messenger RNA, 6413 nt
Organism: Epinephelus fuscoguttatus (brown-marbled grouper)
Lineage: Eukaryota; Metazoa; Chordata; Actinopteri; Perciformes; Serranidae
Gene: spats2
Product: spermatogenesis associated serine rich 2
Exons: 13
Coding region: 400-1878 (492 amino acids)
Cellular component (GO): cytoplasm
Molecular function (GO): protein binding
Source: RefSeq, a predicted model, not a curated record
CAACCCCGAAGGAGUCUGGUCGAUGAAAAUUGCCCACAGCAGACUACUUGGCAUUAAAGACGGCUGGCGGUGGAAGCUGCGGUAACCCGUUUCCAGAAUCUACUGCUCAGUUUUUUUGCCAACACCAAAUUUGGAUCAGCUUGGUGGAGAAACGAGAGGAAAACCUGAAUCUUUGCCUAAACGGUGGAGGCCUGAACUGAGGCCUGAUCUGAACCUCCUUCUUCCAGCCCUCCUGCCAAUUUGUGAGCCUGGUUGGCAUCUUCUUUAACAAGAAAAACUCAAAGUGAAAGUGACCACUUUUGGAACCUGUGUUUGAACACCAUAAACAUAUUUGAAGCGUUAUUAAAGUCUUGAGGAAGUACACGACCAAACAUUUCCUGAAUACUUCUGUGUGACAACAUGGCAAAGAAAAACAGCCAGAAGGAUACGUCAGGGGUGGUGUUUGAUACUCGCUCAAAAAUGGCCAUGUCCCAGGGAGGAACAGCUGAGAGGAUGAAGGAGAAGAUCAGUGCCGUCAGGGCUGUCGUCCCAAACAAAAGUAACAAUGAGAUUGUGCUGGUUUUGCAGCAUUUUGAGAACUGUGUUGAUAAGGCCGUUCAAGCUUUCUUAGAAGGCAGUGCAGUUGAGAUCCUGAAGGAGUGGAAUGUCACCGGCAAAAAGAAGCCCAAGAAGAAAAAGAAGCCCAAGCCUCAGCCAGAGGCUUCAGCAGAGCCUGCUCCACCUGAGGCCGCCUCACCUGAGGAGGGCAAGGAUGAGGUGAACGGCUUUCAUGCCAACGGAUCAGUAAUGGAUGGAGAGUCACUUGAUUCUCUGAGUGAGCAGUUGGACUCUGCCUCCCUGGAUGCGGCCGAGCUGGACUCAGAACCUGCUACAUCCGAAACCACCGGUGCAGAAGCAGAGAGUCAAAGUAGCGCUCCAAGUCCUCCCCUACAGCAAGGAGGGAGGAAUCACCAGGGUCCCAGAGGCAACAAGAACCGACACAGACUGGGCUCAAAUUCACAUCCACCCACUUCCACCUCAUUACCACCCACCACUGACGAGCAAGGAUCGUCAGGAGCCAAGAAGAUGGCUUCCAACAUUGACCGCUCUGUGAAGGACCUGCAGAGAUGCACCGCCUCGCUGACUCGCUACAGGAUGGUGGUCAAGGAGGAGAUGGACUCCUCAAUCAAGAGGAUGAAGCAGACAUUUGCUGAGCUCCAGAGCUGUUUAAUGGACAGAGAAGUGACUCUACUGGGAGAAAUGGACAAAGUGAAAGCAGAGUCCAUGAUGAAUCUGGACGCCCGGCAGAAGAGAGCGGAGGAGCUCAGACGGCUGACAGACCAGUCGGCGUCCAUGUCUGAGGAGCAGUUGACUGAACUGCGUGCAGACAUAAAGCACUUUGUGAGCGAGCGUAAAUAUGAUGAGGACCUUGGAAAAGCUGUAAGAUUUACAUUUGAUCUCGAGCCGCUGAAGAUGAGCAUCACAGGCUUUGGAUCAGUUUACCAUCCACGUACAGGCUAUUCAAAUCGGUCCCGCUGUAGCUCCACGUCCUCCUCUGUCACCAGCCCAAGCCUGCUGGAAACUCCUCCUCCCCCCCAGACCCAAAGCGCCCCCAGUGAAAACCGCCCUCCACCAAACAAACAGAUUUUCCAAGGCAACAGGCGCACUUUCCAGGGACAAGGGUAUCACUCGGGUCAGAGGUAUAACGGUGGUUCCUACCACGACAGGAACGCCGGUCGUGCUAACUACCGCUACCAGAGUGACGGCGGCUCCUCUGGUCCUUCACAGCACUCGCACAGCUCGAGAGGUCCCCACCAUUCCUCCACGUCCUCCUACAACCAAGACCGACCCUCUCAUAACGGGCUGCCCCAAAGGCUUCCUCGGACGCACUGCCCUUGACAUUGGAAAUCCCGUGCUCAAUCAAAAUCCAUCUCCUAACCCUCGCACUCCCCUCCCCCAUAGCCUCCCUAUCCCCUCCGCAUCCUCCCCUCUACUAACUCCUCUCAAUGAAGAAUAGAAUACAAGUUUACAUAUUUCCAUCAGUUGAGCUGUAGUGCUACCUGUCCACAUCAACCCAUUCAUCCUUCAAACUUGAAAAGCUCUCACUGUUCUGUAAUCGCUCUUCCUUUUCCAUUUCUCUCAUCCUGUUAAGGUAACAGCUUCUAUCUUUAGGCCCCCUUCGAGAGAUCUCAUUGCUAUGCUUUCCUCAGUCUCUGCUAUUAUUUUUUUGCAGUUAAGCUGUCUGCAAGAGACCGACAUGAUUUCCUGCAACAACUUGUGCACUAUUGAAGUUGAACUCUUAGUACUAUUUCUAUUUUUGCUGUGGCUUAUGUCAGCUCUCUGAUGUGCACCUCAGAUGUUUUUUUGUUUUUUUUAGUUCUCGUCUCCCAGAACCAUUUCAAUGCCUUCACCAUGGAAAGCGUAGUGAAAGUGCAAAAGUAGUUCUAGCAGUAACAGAGAUUCUUGUCAUCAGGAGAGUAGACUUGCAAUCAACACUACAGACUAUCGUUAAUCUUUACAUGAAGGUAAAAACAUAUCAAACUGUAAUCCAGAGGUUUUCAUAUGGCUGCUAUAAACCAUAGGGAACAUGUUAACACUAGGACUAGGAUGUGUUUUAGAGUAACUGUGAACACAGAAGUCGCCCUCUUAAAGGAAGAGUUUGAUGUGGGGAAUGGCUCAUUUCCACUUGUAGAGAGUUGGAUAAGAUGAAGGAUGCCAGGCUCGUGUCUGUGUGCUAAAUUAAAACUGUCAACAGCAGUUGGGAUGGGAAUUAAUGAGAUUUCAUUCAUACCAAUACUAUCCUCAAUUCUGCUUAUAGGUCCAAUUUUUUAUCGAUUCCGUUAUUGAUUCCUGAUCAGCACUAUGUGAGGGGGGAUAGGCCGACAGAUUUUCAGCGUCAAUGCACCGGUGACACUCGAUCACCCUUUCUUAGCUCAUUUUCCCUGUGCAGUAAGCACGAAAGGGGGAGCUGAUGGACGAGUCAAACUGGCUGUAGCCUGAGAGCAGUCUCUCUGUCAUCAUCAUCUACAGUGGAUGAAAUGAAAGAAUGUUUGCUCAUAUAGGCUUUAUAGCCAAAGAAAAAAUUUGCUAAGCUUGCCUGCAACCGCUGUUGUUAUAACAGGAUAUUUACCCUCUGUAUCAGACGUGCUGCUCAGUUGGGAAGUAGUGGCACUCGUGUGGAGAGUGUCAAAUACAUGGCAUUCCUGGAUUUACCCACGUUGUGUAGAAAGAUAUUUCAGCAUGUUGCUGUUUUUUCCAGUUACUUGAAAUUAUAGUGUUUUUUGACAUUACAAGCAGCACCGUCGUCAUUUUUCUUUGUGAAAUGAAGCCACGCUUUGGACCGCUCUUCCUUUCCGCUAUGACUUCUUCUUGUUUCCAGCAGCGUGGACGCGUGAGUUGACAUCAUUGUUUUGCACAGCUGUCAGAAAAAUAUACAGACUUUGAUGAAAGGAAUUGAUGCACUCAGAGGCAUAUGAUUCCAGUGGCUCAGACUCCUCAAUUCCCAUCCCUAACCAACAGCCAGUUAGCUUAGCACAAAGACUGGAGUUGGAAACAGCUUUGAUUCCAGUUGUAAUGUCACAAAAUCAGCCUCCCAGCACCACCAAAGUUCACUAAUUAACACUUUCUGUCUUGUUUAUGCAGUGGUUAGCACACAGUAAGAGGGUUCCUGGUUCAAACCCAGGGUGGGGGGUUCAAACCCUGUGGUGGGGAAGUUCUUCUGUGUGGAGUUUGCAUGUUCUCCCCGUCCUCCCGCUUCCUCCCACAGUCCAAAAACAUGCAGGUUAAUUUGUGGCUGUAGCAGCUUUGGCUGUAGCUUCAUAUUUACCACACAGACAUGAGAGUAGUGUCAGUCUUCUCAUUCAACUCUCUGCAACAAAGAGCAUUUCCCAAAAUGUUGAGCUUUUCCUUUUGACUAUUGCCUAAGGCAGUGAUGUAUCGCCCUCCCGCUGGCCAACGGUUAUCGUGUGCGCUAUUGUUGGCUCGCUGUCCAUUAUUUUAUAACAAAGAGAGGGCUCAUUACCUUUUUGUAGAAUACUGUUAUAUGACAUGUUAAAACUCACGACAAAGGAAACUGUCCACAUGCUGUUCUAUAUUUACUCCUUGACGUUUAUUCAGAUGGAUUUUCUUGUGUUGUUGUGUUGUUAUAUGCACAUGGAUGGCAUAUUAAUGACGUGCUUGCCUUCAGUCACAGAGAGACUUCACACUUGCCUUUCUAGAGACAUGGAUGUCUGCAUCAUGACGGCUUUCUAAACAGACGAUACUUGUAGAGCGGAUGUGCGACUUACAAAUAUAUGUAUGAGAAUUAGAUCUUUUCUUCCCCUUUUUAUAUUCUCACUUUGUCCCGUCUGUGAACGUAAAACUGAUCAAACUGAUGAAUGCGUUGGAGGGUUGCAUUGAUAUCACAGAUUUUCUUUUUCUCCUACAGUCGCCAAGUAGACGCUUCACGGCUGUUUGUUGUUGGGGUUAAGUCUCAUCGUAGUGUCCGCAGUUUGUGAACAAAAAGCUGGUGAAUACCUCAUCGCUGAUGUUUCGACGCGGCCCAUUGUCGAGCCGUUUUCUUGCAGUGGGCUCUCAUUCAAAGGGACAGGGACCCCCUGGUGAUUCCUCAUCUCUUCUUGUAGUUAUGUACAUACAGUAUGUGGAGCUGCAAGGCUGUAGUGUAAGACUGAUUGUUACAUAAUUGCUGCAUUUUCUUCAUAACGUGUCGUCUUCCUUUGAGCAGACUUUUGGAAAAACAAUGAAUUUAUAUUAUGUUGUCUCCCUCCUUUUUGUUUCCUCGUGGGUUUUCUGAUCAUAAGGAGAUUAUUCUUCUUAUUUGAGAUUUAAAAGAAAAUCUUUACUUCAGUUAUUAUAUUAGUUGAUAUUGUGGAGAGAGGAGUGUUGACUUGUUUGCAGUAUUUGGUUAAUUUGUGCUGUCAUCAGUAGGUUUCAACUAAAAUUAAUAGUUUGAUAUUUUUGGAAGUACACUUAUUCCCUUUCUUACAGUUUGAAAACACUUCUGAUGAAGCAAGAAACUUUUAUCUUUUUUGUGUCGCUUGUAAGAAGUCUAUUUUCCAACGUUGUUGGGGCUUGUUGUUGCACCUUGUGGUCACUAGGAGGGGAUAAACAUCAGCACUAUAAUCAGCCCGUUACAGCUAGAAAACUUAAACAAGCAAGAAAAGGUGAGAUUUCUGCUCUAUUAGAAGUGUUUUCAAACAUUUAUUUUUAGUUUUACAGGACAAAGACUUCAACAAUGAAGAGUAACUGCUUGUUUUGGCAAAUGUACACCUCACCGCCCCAUCUCAAAGAAGGGAACUGUCUCCGAUCAGACAGUCCUCAAUGCUGAUUUUCUUUUCAUACUAUGGCAAAGGCAUGACCAGACCUACACUGCCUCUGAUAAGCCGGUACACAUUGCCAUUGUUGGUUGGGUUUGUUAGGUUACGACAUGAGAAAUGAGAUUGGUCGUUGUAAGAAUAUCAGGGUAAGCCAAUCACAGGCAGGGAAGAAGAGAGUAAGACAGGUCAUGUCUUUGCCAUAGUAGGGGGGGAAGAUGCAUCCCAAACUGGGCUAGGAAACAGCUUUGUUUUCCGCUCAUGUUAGAAAAUACACCACCAGCACUUCUAAAGCUCAGUAAUUAAAAGUUUAAUUUUCAUUUGUUGCUCAAUUUAAAAAAAAAAAAAAAAAAAAUCAGGCACAAAAAUGACAAUUUCCUGUUUACAAUAGGUUUUAUGUGUCAGAUUAUUUCUUGCCCACAAUCACUAACCUCCCAGAAUAUCCUCUUUUUGCCUUAUAGUUUCUUACAUAACAACACUGUAAAUUAAAGAAGGACAUGACGAAAUACUACAGAUCAAGCAAGUUUAAUAUACAUGACAAUGGCAAGCUUUCCCACUCUUAAAUGCUGGAUAGUUGAGCUUCGCCUCCCCACAGUCUGCAGCAAGUUGUACUUGUGUUGCAGAGAAAUAGUCAGGCACAUAACCCCCAAUAAAACAGCAAAUUGUCAUUUUUAUACUUUUGAUAUUGUACAUAUUAAAGAAAAAUAUAUCACAUCUUAAUUUGUGAGCUUUAGAAGUGCUGGUAGGAAGAUUGUGUGACCUUUGGACAAAGCCAGGUGAGCUGUUCCCUGUUUCCAGUCUUAAGGCUAAAAUAAUUGGCUGGUGGCAGUUUCUUGACACAUGAUACCUGUUCUCAUGUAACUCUGACUAAGAAAGAGAAAAAAUGUAUUUCCAUAAAAACUACUCAUUUAAUUCUUUCAGAGGCGGUAAUGUCAGAGAUUUUUACUGACUGGUGUUUUUGGGGCUGCAGUUUGAAUUGAUCAAAGCAGCAGGACAGAUGAUGAAACAGUUAUUCCAGCAUGUCUCUAUUGUUAGAGGUGCUGGACUUGUUCAGUCGAGACUCGGAGAGAGUAGAUUCUGUCUGCCUCACUUAAACCACUUCUUUUUUUUUUUUUUUUUUUU